Molecule: messenger RNA, 702 nt
Organism: Cladophialophora bantiana CBS 173.52
Lineage: Eukaryota; Fungi; Ascomycota; Eurotiomycetes; Chaetothyriales; Herpotrichiellaceae
Exons: 2
Coding region: 1-702 (233 amino acids)
Molecular function (GO): protein binding
Source: RefSeq, a predicted model, not a curated record
AUGGGACCGCGACUAUUUCUGGCGUUUGGUCUCCCGAGCACAUCGAAGGUCAUUGGUACAAGCGGCGGUUCCAGCGUCCGAAGAGGUGAAUACAUCCUUCUUCCUUCGCCCACUAAUUCGAGACUGGCUUCAGCUUCGAGAAAGCACUCGAGAGUGUCGCGAAAUGGUCGCUCAUUCUGUUCAGUUAAUUUUGAGAGCCAGGAAAGCACUGCUGAUCUCAAGCAGCAGCUACUUCUUUAUACCCAUACUGGUGUUCGCAACGACGCGGAAUUCUUCAAAGCGGGUCAUCGGCUUGGGGAGGAGAUGAGCAGCAAUCUUCCAGGAAUCGUGACAAUGUUCAGAGCGGAGCACCCGAACACGCUGAAGAUUAUGAGUAACUUAGCUGCACUUCUACAUGGGCAAGGCAAGUACGAGGCAGCGGAGACGAGGAUUCGAGAAGUGAUGGGAAUACAACAGACAGUGUUAGGAGCAGAGGAUGAGGCGACACUGACGAGUAUGAACAACCUAGCCAUUGUGCUGAGUGAUCAACAACAGUACGUGGCCGCGGAACCGCUCCAAGAAGCAUGUUGCACGAGCUCUUUGCCUGUCUUGGGCAUCCAACAUCCAAGGACAGAGAAAAGGAUGCGCUCAUUUGCAAAUUUGGCCCAAACAGGACCUUUUGGUACAUACUAUAUUAUACAUCUGCCUCCAGGACUGGACUAG